CUUAUUUAUUGUACAUUGUUUCAAUCAUCUUUAUUUAUGCUCAUUUGUGAAUAAAUCAUUUCAAAAUUACAUGCAAGCCUUAGCUAGUAUUAUCGUGUUUUAGCUUCUUGAGACAAACUUUGACUGAUAAAGCAAUAGAAGCAAUUAAGACAAAAAUAUACCAAGUAAAUUAUACCAAGCAAAAUUGAUUUCACUGUCAACCUGUAGUCUCAGUUGGCCUUGUAAACUUUGAAAACAGAGGGUAUAGUACAAUUCAGCCAUUAUGCCUCUGGAAUCUGGAUAGGUCACCACUGACAAACAUGUAGGUUCGAUUCCCACCUGGGUAAAGUGACCUUUUCACAUUUUAGGAUUUGAUCGAAUGUUUCAUAUUAAUUAAGUAGCAAGUAUGAAAACAAUAUGCAUACAAGUUACUCUACACAGUGCCAAGACUAUUUUUCACCUUGACAAGUUAAAAUUACAUGGUGACAGUUUUAUUCUUCAUUGUUACAAUGUUAUUCUACACUAUGACAAGGUCAAUGUUCAUUGCGACAAAGUUGUUCUACACUGGAACAAGGAUAUUUUACACUAUGACAAAAUUGUUAUAUACUGUGACAAGCAUAAUUAUGUUCUCCACAGUGACAUGGUUAUUCUACAUUGUGACAACAUUAUUCUACACUGUGAAAAUGUUAUUCUACACUGUGACACGGUUGUUCUGCACUGUGACAAUGUUAUUCUAGAUGGUGUCAAUGUUAUUCUACACUGUGACAACAUUAUUCUCCAAUGUGGUAACGCUAUUCUGAAUUGUGACAAGGCUUACAAUGUUAUUGUACACUGUGAUGCUUAUUCCUCAAAGCUAUUUACCACUAUAUCAUGAUUAUUUAUUUAUGCCUGGGUCACAUUUGCUCCGAUCCAUCGGCCGCCGCCCAGCCGAUUAAGUCGCCUGGGUGCCGUAGUGAAAAUCGAAGCAAAU
This is a messenger RNA of Owenia fusiformis, 949 nucleotides long. Lineage: Eukaryota; Metazoa; Annelida; Polychaeta; Sabellida; Oweniidae. The record is from the annotation of a GenBank genome assembly.